Brachypodium distachyon (stiff brome) is the source of this 3006-nucleotide messenger RNA. RefSeq names its product wall-associated receptor kinase 3. NCBI's taxonomy places the organism in Eukaryota, Viridiplantae, Streptophyta, Magnoliopsida, Poales, Poaceae. The record is from RefSeq and is a predicted model, not a curated record. Gene Ontology annotation, cellular component: plasma membrane. The transcript has 4 exons. Bases 444 to 2615 code for a protein of 723 amino acids. Gene Ontology annotation, molecular function: calcium ion binding; protein serine/threonine kinase activity; ATP binding. Gene Ontology annotation, biological process: protein phosphorylation; cell surface receptor signaling pathway.
GAAAAAAGAAAAAAAGAAGAAGGAGCAAACCCCCACCCGCCCAGAAAGCCCUGGCCGGCGAAGAUGCCCGACGGCCGACGCCGACGGAAAGGCCCGCUCCGCGCCUACGCCUGCGCACCACCACUAGUACAGCACGUCCGGCUCCUCUCCCGCCUCUCGCGAGUUCCCGCGGCAGGCCGGCGGUCUGGUCCCUCCAGUCGGCACCGCCCGGUGGGAUCCAUGUAUGAUGUAUCUGUAUCCAGCGCCACCCGCCGGCGCCGGCUCCGCCGUCGUACGCGGCCUUCCUUCCUCGGCUCAACAGUCGGAUUCGGCCGCCGCGCCAUGCCACGGCUCUGGGAUACCAGGCCCUGGAAGGUCAGAAGCUCAUAUUACUUUUCAUCGCCACCCUAACCUUGCAACGUAGUACUACUGCUUAUGGGUCUGGAUCCUCUGGGAGUAUCCGCAUGGCAAGGCCUGGCUGCCUAGACAAGUGUGGCAAUGUCAGCAUCCCGUACCCGUUCGGCACUGGAAAAGGUUGCUUCCAAGAACCCUUUGAUGUCACUUGCAAUGAGACAGGGGCAUAUCUCGCUUCAACCGGAGUUAGGGUACUGGACAUCAAUCUUACCCUGGGCGAGGUUCGUGUUCAGAACCCACACAUAGCAUCGCAAUGCAACUACACCAAUGGCAGCACUAGCAGUGGUGGUACGCUUGCUUUAGGUCUUGACCCUUUUCAUAAGGUUUCUGACACCAAGAACAAGUUCAUAUCUAUCGGGUGCGCUACGCUUGCAAUGAUCGUGGGAGUUACCAAGGGCAAGAACCAGCUUGAGUACCCCACUGUUAACUCAUGCUUUUCGUUCUGCACUGAUGCAAGCAAUGUGGAUGAUAGCGUAGAGUGCUUUGGCAUGGGUUGUUGCCAGAGCUCCUUUCCAGGAAACAUCAGCUCCUUCAGCACCCAAUCCGCACCAGUAGAAGAUAUAUACAACUCUACCAUCCAGUCCUUCAGUCCGUGCAGCUACUCAUUCGUCGUUGAGGAAGAUUGGUUCAAGUUCGAUCGUUCAUAUGUGAACUCUACGAAUUUUGUGAGUAACAAUUCAGAUGGGGUUCCUUUGGUACUCGAUUGGGUUGUUGGUAAUCAAAGUUGUUCAGAAGCCAGCAAGAUGGGAUCACAGUAUGCCUGCCAAGCCAUGAACAGUGAAUGCAUUACUGUGCUCAAUGGCCCUGGUUACCGUUGCAACUGUUCUCAAGGUUAUGAGGGCAAUCCCUACCUACAAGGAGGGUGCCAAGACAUCAAUGAGUGUGAACCUGCAAAUCGGUCCUUGUAUCCGUGCAAAGGUAAUUGCAUAAACACCAAUGGAAGCUACACCUGUUUAUGCUCAUCAGGAUUCAGGAGCGAUGAUCCAAAGAGCAUACCCUGCAUUCGCGCAGACCCAUACAAAGCUCAAAAGAUGGUCAUAGGCAUAUCCAUCAGUGUCGUCUUCCUCAUUGUUUGUAUCUUUGCUCUGCGUGUUGAGCAUCAGAAAAGGAAGCUGGCAAAAGAGAAGGAAAGAUUUUUCGAUCAGAAUGGUGGUCAGAUAUUGUAUCACCAAAUUAUGUCGAAACAAGUUGACACAUUGAGGAUAUUCACACAAGAAGAUCUGAAGGAUGCAACAAACGAUUUUGACAAGAGCAGAGAACUGGGCAGGGGGGGCCAUGGCACUGUUUAUAAGGGCAUUCUCAAGGAUAACAGGGUUGUAGCUGUGAAGCGCUCGAAGCUCAUGAAUGUGACCGAAACAGACGAAUUCGUGCAGGAGAUUAUUAUACUUUCACAGAUCAACCACCGGAAUGUGGUGAGGCUUCUAGGGUGCUGCUUAGAGGUGGAGGUCCCUAUACUGGUAUAUGAAUUCAUCCCAAAUGGCACUCUCUUUGGGUUCAUCCAUCAUUACUACGGAACUCCUCCCUCAUUGGACACCCGUCUAAGGAUCGCUCAAGAAUCCGCUGAAGCAUUGGCAUACCUGCAUCAGUCUAUGAACCACCCUAUAGUCCAUGGAGAUGUCAAGUCCAUGAACAUUCUGUUGGAUGACAAUUACAUGGCGAAAGUGACAGACUUUGGGGCGUCAAGGAUGCUCCCCAAAGACGCGGUUCAGUUCAUGACAAUGGUGCAGGGCACCCUGGGAUACUUGGACCCUGAGUACCUGCAGGAGCGGCAGCUCACAGAGAAGAGUGAUGUUUACAGCUUUGGGGUUGUGCUGCUGGAGCUGAUCACGGGGAAGAUGGCGAUCUACCACGACGGCCCCAAGGAAGGCAAGAGCCUCGUGUCGUCCUUCCUACACGCGAUGAAGGAGGAUAAUGUUGAGCGCAUACUGGACCCUAGCAUAGUAAGGGCCGGGAAGGAGAUGCUGCUGGGAGAGGUAGCCGAGGUAGGGAGGAUGUGCUUGGGUGCUAGGGGUGAAGACAGACCUUCCAUGACCCAGGUGGCCGACAAGCUGAAGGCUAUCCGAAGCACUUGGAGGGAAAAAUUAGUGCUGGAGCAUGGUGAAACAGAUCAUCCGUUCAUGCGCUCCUCACCUGCAGCUCUGGCGCGUUGUGAUCCUCUGCUGUUUAGCACCUGCUCGACGGCGACCUAUACGGCUGGAAUAGGUAUAGAAACACCCAGAUGAUAGUCUCAUUCGAUUCUACCAUGUAAGUAGUUGUAUGAGGUCUUACUGUGAGAGUACUGUGAGAUAGUGUUUGCUUAGAGCUUCUGAGAGUACUUUCUGCAGAAAUUAAGUUGUCUUUUAUUUGCCGUACAAAGUAUUUUACAGUAAAUGGUCUUAUUGUGAGAGGAGUAUUAAUUUAGAGGUUGGAAUUGGUUAUUGCUUCCCGUAAAAAAAGAAUUGGUUAUUGCAAGAUAUAUGUCCAAGUUUGGAGAUGUUUGUAUUGUACAGUUAACAUGUCGUGCUAAUGUAGCAUUCGAGUUUCAGUUUUGUAAUAUUCAUGUCAUUUCUUGUAUAGUUUGUAACCAAUUUGUAAAAGAGGGAAAUGGGAUGUUGCUCCUCGAUGGUUCUGUAA